GUGGUUUUGCUCUGCUGCCAUUCCUAUGGCUGGUCAACAUCGUGUGGUUUUUCAGGGAAGCAUUCCUGAAACCGCAGUUCAAUGAGCAGCUACAGAUUAGGAAAUAUGUGAAAUGGUCAGCAGUGGGUCUCCUGCUGUGGAUUGUGGCUCUCACCACCUGGAUAACCAUUUACCAGACAUUCCGACCGGAGUGGGGAGCCAUCGGUGAUUAUAUCUCCUUCACCAUUCCCUUGGGGAUUCCGUGAUGACCACUGCAGGACGAUGAGGAUCCAGCUGCUGGGUUUUCUGUGCCCACACUAUUCCUCCUUCCCUGGUUGUGUGACAUUCUCCUUCUCACUGAUAUAACGCAGUGACUCAUCUCUCUCGCUCUAUCUCGGUCCACCAGCACCCUCGUUCUCAACAAUCCAAAUUGCUGCCUUGUGACUUGGUUUACACAAUCUGUUUGAAGAUUAUGGCGAAUGAACUAAAGAAAUUGCUUAUCCUCUGGGUUCUGCCUGGGAGAAUUCAACAACAAGUUGUUGUCUUCAGUGUUGAGGCAUUUUAAUGAGCGAUUUCUAUGCAGGAGUUAAAUCAAUGUAUGCUGCAGUGUGGAGAUUAAAAUGAUCAUUAUUUACA
This is a messenger RNA of Stegostoma tigrinum, 615 nucleotides long. RefSeq names its product presenilin enhancer, gamma-secretase subunit (gene psenen). Gene Ontology annotation, biological process: Notch receptor processing. NCBI's taxonomy places the organism in Eukaryota, Metazoa, Chordata, Chondrichthyes, Orectolobiformes, Stegostomatidae. The transcript has 2 exons. The record is from RefSeq and is a predicted model, not a curated record. The annotation marks the transcript as partial. Gene Ontology annotation, cellular component: gamma-secretase complex.